Molecule: messenger RNA, 794 nt
Organism: Aphanomyces invadans
Lineage: Eukaryota; Oomycota; Saprolegniomycetes; Saprolegniales; Verrucalvaceae
Exons: 1
Coding region: 186-566 (126 amino acids)
Source: RefSeq, a predicted model, not a curated record
AGAAGGGUAGUGCUGGCAUUUAGAUGAUGUUACCGCUGCAGUUUGACGAGCCACAGCUGAUUGAGGUAAUUUGCAACCUUCAACUGUCGGUGCUCGAGAGCCACUCCCAACGCUUGGUUCACAACCGCUAACGAUCGCAUGUCGGAUCUGUUUUCGUAGAUCCAUUGCACGACUUCCAGUUGACCAUGCUUGAUGGCCCCCUCCAAGAUCGAAUGCCGCCACCCUUCCACUUCGUGCGCGUGCAGGUACCUGAGUAUGUCGACGUGACCGUUUGCCGCAGCCACAAACCACGCUGCCGUGUCGCUCGGGCGCUUAUGGUUGUUGAUGUGAAGAAAUUCCAGCGACGACACAUGGCCAUGAUGUGCGGCCAACACAAACGAGUCUUUCCAUUUGUAUACUUGUGUCGGCUUGUCGUGCGGCGCGAGGGAAAUUGGGAAUUGAUGGUCCACGUGGACGAAGCGGUAUCGGUCAUUCAAGUGAUCGAGGACGUCCUGCCGUCCGUAUAUAAUUGCAUGUGCAAACACAACCAAUCGCAUCCGCUCCAUGCACGCGAGGAGCUGAUCUAAUCGACCGAUUCCGUGUUGCGCAUACCACCGUGAUACCACGGCGUCCACUUCUUCGAACUCUGUCGGGUAGAUCUUUCUGCUGUCCACGCGCGGUUUUAGUUGACAGAAAGGGAUCAUGUCUUGAUAGAUUCCCACUUGGUAGACGCAUAUGCACCGCAGAAGCUCGGGAGAAUGGAGUACCAUCGACGCCAUCGCCAUGUCCUUGUGCCCACUCCGCAAGAAGUUCUG